Orussus abietinus is the source of this 6687-nucleotide messenger RNA. It is a transcript of the gene Sin3A, whose product is annotated as paired amphipathic helix protein Sin3a. Lineage: Eukaryota; Metazoa; Arthropoda; Insecta; Hymenoptera; Orussidae. Gene Ontology annotation, molecular function: transcription corepressor activity. Gene Ontology annotation, cellular component: chromatin. Bases 970 to 5568 code for a protein of 1532 amino acids. Gene Ontology annotation, biological process: negative regulation of transcription by RNA polymerase II. The transcript is spliced from 14 exons. The record is from RefSeq and is a predicted model, not a curated record.
GCUGGGCCCUCGAGUCGUUCCUGGCCCUCGGCGUACGCCACGCAAAAUCCAAUAGUCGCCUCUGGUUCCGUGUAGUACCGCCCGCGCGCCCAGCGAUGCCUCUUUGGCCCUCCUCGACGUGUACCUCGAGCCGACCGACGAGCCCCGCACCGAAGCCCGCCUGAGCCCAGGGGAAGAGUCGCUGGCGCGGCGCGAGCCGCGGGAGUCGAGAAACCCGCCGAAGCAGCUGGGCCCGAGCGCCGCCGAGCACCUCCGAGCACCUCUAUGCGCCUCCGAGCGCCCAGGCGAGCCAGCCCAGAGCGGAUAAAGAUGCGCGUCCCGCCGCGCUUCCCGUCGCGCUUCCCGUCGCGCCUCCCGGGACGCCUCUCGCCCUGAGCCGACGACCCUCCGAGCCGAGCCGGGUCCACCGCGCGAGCAUCUCCGCGAGGCCCGCCCGCGGUUUCGGCGCGGCCGGCGCGACCGCGCCAAAGCCCGCCAUCCCAGCCCCGGAUUCGGACCUGUCCGGACCCGUCUGGACCCAUCCGGACUCAUCCGGACCCCGAGGGACCGCCCGCCAUCCUGCUGACGCGCGACGCCCGCCGGAGUUAAUGUUUACCCGGGAGAUUGCGUAACGAAGCGGCGCGCUGGGAAUAAGCGACCAGCCGAGAAGAAGAGUCUGAGAGCUCGGAGGAGCACCCCGAGUGGGCCCUCCAAGGACGAGGGCUGCUCCUGUCCCGGAGUCGGAGGUACGUAGAGACCCAGGGUCUCGAGUCGAUCGGCUCCCAAAAGGAUCAUCCGGAUCGUCCCAGUUGUUCGUGCUGCAUAGAUCGGAGGAUCGAAGCACCAGCCUUGGCAGCUCCCCGGAUCAUUGCGUAAUCCAGAGGCACGGGGUCUCGGAGACUUCGAGAGAUCCUCGCGGAACGCUCCUGAGUGGUCGAGCAUACGAGAAUAACAAAAGGUUUUAUUAUAGGUGUUCAAAUGUGAUUUGAAAUGAAACGAGUUCGCGGGGUGGACGAACUAGCAUCGACAGCUGCAGCGACGUCGAAGCACUCGUCGGCCGUCGGCGGCGGCGGUGGGGGGAGCAGCGUGGGCGGCGGGAGUGGGGUGGAGUACCAUCCGGCGAGCGGCCACUCCGCGGCCGGCCACCCGGCCGGUCACUCGGCAGCCGCGGCACCGGGGGGCCACGCGGCCCCCGCAGGAGGCGUCGGGGUCAGCGUCAACGUGAGCACCGGCGUCGGAGCGGGACUCACCGUCAGGCCCGUCCCUGCGGCUUCGAAGGACAUGCCGGGCAGCGUGCAAUUCGGCCAGGUGCAGACGCAGCAGCAGUACACCGGGGCGAUCGUCGUCCCGACCGCCGUGGCCUCCGCGGUGAAGGUGCACUCCGGCAGCGCCGCGCCCCUGGCCACCACCCCUCCCGGGGGCAACACUCUGAGCGGAGGCAGCGGCUCCCAGCAGUUUCAGAGGCUCAAGGUCGAGGAUGCGCUCUCCUACCUGGACCAGGUCAAGUACAAGUUCAACGACCAACCGCAGGUGUACAACGACUUCCUGGAUAUCAUGAAGGAGUUCAAAUCGCAGAGCAUCGACACACCCGGCGUCAUCACCCGCGUGAGCCACCUCUUCAAGGGCCACCCCGAGCUGAUCGUGGGGUUCAACACCUUCCUGCCGCCCGGGUAUAAGAUCGAGGUCCAGGCCAACGAGCAGGGCUACGCCUUCCAGGUCUCCGUCAGCAUGCCCAGCCCCACGGCGACGCACACGGCCACGCUUUCUCAGCAUCACUGCACCGUCAACGUGGGGUCGCCUCCGGUCGCCAGUCCGCCGACGCAGCCCGCCAAGGCUCCCGUCCUGCAGAUCAUGCAGUCGGGCAGCAUACACCACACCCUGACGAACAACAUCUCGAGCAACAGCCUGACGAUCCACGCACCCUCGCCGCCACCGCCGCCGGUUCCGUCCUUCAACAACUCGCACGUGAGCGCGGCCCAGGCUCAGGCCGUCAGCCAGGCGCUCUGCCAGGCCCAGGACGGCGUGCCCACCAGUGGACAGACCCAGCAGAGCCAGCCCGUGGAGUUCAACCACGCCAUCAACUACGUCAACAAGAUCAAGCACCGGUUCCAAGGCCAGCCGGACAAAUACAAGCGGUUCCUGGAGAUCCUGCACACCUACCAGAAGGAGCAGCGCAAUCUGAAGGAGUCGAGCCACGUGGGGGGCGCCGGGGUCGGCGGGGUCGCCGGGACCGGGAAGCACCUGACGGAGGCCGAGGUCUACAGCCAGGUCGCCAAGCUCUUCGAGAACCAGGAGGACCUACUCGCCGAGUUCGGCCAAUUUCUGCCGGACGCGACGAACCAGCACGGUGCCCUGUCCGGCGUGUUUCAGGGCAACAAGGGCGGCGCGGUCAACGACCACGCGGCCGCGGUUAAGAAGUCCCUGGGCCUGAAGGCGACGUACAACAACUCGGGAACCGUCUCGAGGGAACAUCGCGAACCCGGCGGAAACACCGGCACCCUGGACCGGGAGCAUCGAGAGCACCGGGAACACCGGGAGCGCGACCGGGAGAGGGAGCGCUCGGGCGCCAGAGAUCUUGGGACGGGGCAGAAGUUCGGGCACAAUACCGGCCAGCUGAAGAGGAGCCCCUCGUUCUCGACGUCGGUCGGUUCCGGAAACUCCCACCAUAACCAGCACGGCCCCCCGCCCCCGAAGAAGCAUAAGGUCGCCUCCCUCAGAGACGUCAGCAUGGCCGAGGCCGCCAAGUACGGAAGCCUCAACGACUACGCCUUCUUCGACAAGGUUCGCAAGGCUCUUCGCUCGCAGGAAGUCUACGAGAAUUUCCUGCGCUGUUUGGUGCUCUUCAACCAGGAGAUAGUUUCCAAGGCCGAGCUGGUCCAGCUGGUCAUGCCGUUCCUGGGGCGCUUCCCGGAGCUACUGCGAUGGUUCAAGGAGUUCCUGGGUCAUUCGUCCGAUCCCGUCGCCGGGACUCCCGCCAACUCUACCGCGCUGGGUAUCGAGAUCCUCUCCAACAACGUCGUCAGGGCGCAUCAGGAGAGACCUCAGGGCGACCUCGCCAUGGAGAUCGAUUACUCGGCUUGCAAGAGACUGGGAGCCUCGUACUGCGCCCUGCCCAAGUCCUACGUCCAGCCCAAGUGCACCGGCAGGACGCAGCUCUGCAAGGACGUCCUCAACGACACCUGGGUCUCCUUCCCGACCUGGUCGGAGGACAGCACCUUCGUCACCUCGAGGAAAACCCAGUACGAGGAGUUCAUCUAUCGCUGCGAGGACGAGCGCUUCGAGCUCGACGGCGUGAUCGAGACCAAUGCCGCGACGAUCCGAGUCCUCGAAGGGGUCCACAAGAAGAUGGGCAGGAUGAACCCCGAGGAGCUGCAGAAGUUCAAGCUGGACGACUGCCUGGGCGGCUGCUCCCCGACGAUCCACCAGCGCGCCCUGAAGAGGAUAUACGGUGACAAGGCCGCCGACAUCAUAGACGGCCUCAAGAAGAACCCCGUGGUCGCGGUCCCGGUCGUCCUCCGACGACUCAAGACCAAGGAGGAGGAGUGGCGGGAGGCCCAGAAGGGCUUCAACAAGAUCUGGAGGGAGCAGAACGAGAAGUACUACCUGAAGUCGCUCGACCACCAGGGCAUCAAUUUCAAGCAGAACGACGUCAAGGCCCUGAGGUCGAAGAGUCUGCUCAACGAGAUCGAGACCCUCUACGACGAGAGGCACGAGCAGGUCGACGACAACGGCGGCGAGGGUCUGAACAACGGCGGACCUCACCUGGUUCUGUCCUACAAGGAUAAGUCGGUCCUCGACGACGCCGCCAACCUGCUGAUCCACCACGUCAAACGGCAGACCGCCAUCCACAAGGAGGACAAGCACCGCAUCAAGCUGCUGCUCAAGCACUUCGUUCCCGACUUGUUUUUCCACCCUCGUCAAGAGCUCAGCGACGACGAGCGCGACGAGGACGACGAGAAGGAGGACGCGGACUCGACGAACGCCAACAACCUGCAGACGACGAACGCCUCGCUGGGCACGACCGUCGGAGGCCUCCGGAACAGCCGGGGCAACGCCCUGGAGUCGCCGGUCCUCUCCUCGGCGACGAUCAAAACGGAGCCGGACGUCAAGGUGCCCCUCCACGCCGUUUCGAGCGACCCCGAGGAGGCGUACACCCUCUUCAUGGGCAGCAACAACUGGUAUCUCUUCCUGAGACUGCACCAGAUCCUCUGCGAGAGGCUGACGAGGGUCUACGAGCGGGCGAUCGCCCUCGCCGCCGAGGAAUCUCGGUACAAGCAGCAGCGGAAGGAGAGCACGGCGGUGGCUCUCAGAUUGAAGCCGAAGAAUGAAAUCGACAUCGAGGACUACUACCCCGCCUUCCUCGACAUGGUGAAGAACGUCCUGGACGGGAACAUGGAGAGCAUGGCCUACGAAGACACGCUUCGCGAGAUGUUCGGCAUCCAUGCCUACAUUGCGUUCACGUUGGACAAGGUGGUGACCUACGCGGUGCGACAACUGCAGCACCUGGUCUCGGACUCGAUAUGCCAGCAGUGCAUGGAGCUGUUCCAGAGGGAGCAGAGGCAACCCAAGGAGAACGGCGGGGCCGGCGGUUUGUGCGCCACGGCCCACCUCAGAAUCGCGGCCGAGGCGAGCUACCAGCGGAAAGCGGAGAAAGCCAUGGCCGACGAGAACUGCUUCAAGAUAUACAUUUACAAGAAGGAUUGCAAGAUGACGAUAGAGCUGCUGGAUACCGAGGGAGAGGAGACUACGGAAGGUAGCUGUAGAGACAGGGAGAGGGAGAGAGAGGGAGUACCGUCGACCGAGAAAUGGUCGAGCUAUGUCGAAAGAUUCUCGACCUCCGCGGGUCAGGAAAGUCCGAAGGACAAUCUAACGACUGCGGACGAACCUCCAGCCAGCCAUCUUGUGAGUAACGACCAGGCAGCACGGGGGGGAAGAGGCAGAAAGCGCAAGAACACAGAUAUUAAUAAGAAGAUCGACGGGAACGGCUGGAGCUCCCUGGGCCGGAUCCUUUCUGGUCGCAAGCCCGUCUUCCUCUACAGGAACGUCCGCCAAUGGCGGAAACGCGCAGCCAGGGCGACGAGGCCGUCCCAGGCCGAGGUUCCCCGUGCCGAGAAGGUGCCCGACCUGGCCGCAUCCGCGAAGUCGCCAGACCCCGUCGAGGCGAUCCUGAAGAGGCAGCAACAGCCGCAGCAGCCUCCCCUCAGGCUGGCGGAUGCCGCGGAGGGGUCCGACGUGGUCUCCUCGGGGGACGUCCAGUGCAGAUUCAACCCCAACAGCUACCACAUGCUCUACGUCGCCAGCAAGGAGGCUUUCCUCUACAAGCGGAACUCCUUCACCAGGGCGAGAGAGUGCCAUCCUACCGUGACGAAGAACCUCAACUCCAAGUUCCACCGAUGGCUGGCGAGCUGGGCCUCCAGGAACGUGGCGGACACCCAGCACCGCCUCUGCCAGGACUGGCUGAUGGGCCGCUACGAGAACCUGAUCCCGCACAGGACGAGGGUGGUCACCGACAACGACCAGACCCGCUCGCCGUACCGGCAGUACAACCGCUACCGGGUGGAGCGUCUUCAGCCCGAGCUGUCCACGUAAGGGUCCUCUUCGAAGAGGCACGAGAACUUGGCUCUCGGGAGGACGAGGACGAUCCUCGCUCACCCUUUCGGUGUUGGGUGAAACGGUGCACGUUUUAAGGUCCUCCUCGAGGUUGCGUCCAGAAGAGAAGCGUCUCUUCCCGGGCGCGUCUCAAGGAGAAGACGUUCACGAGAAGGUUCUCGUCGCGGACGAGAGGAAGGAAAGCCUCGCCGAGCGGACCCUCGUCGACCCUCGAAGGACGGGCCGAAGAAGAGGCUGACGAGGGGAGCACCGUCGAUCGAGGCAUCGCCGAACGUCACGCGGAGACACACACACAUUCUAGCGUAUAGUCGCGAGACUCGUAUACAUAUAUACAUACGCAUAUAUAUAUAUAUCGGUAUCGCGCGGAGUCGGGGUGCCCUCUUUGGCGUUCGCGCUCUCGCUCUCGCCCGUGGGACGCGUCGUUCGGCGCUCUUGCAUUUCCCCCGAGUUUCCUCGUUUCCUCGUUUCCUCGGGAACGCGACGCGAUUACUUUCCGCGCGCGGAGUAAUCUAUGUAGAUUAGGUUUAAGGAGGUAGGUUGACGCGGUCCUUUUUCAUUUCUUCCCUUUCUUUCCCCUUCGCGGAGGUGCAGAGGCGCGCCGGUUGUACAGUCCGGGAUUCUCGAUUCGUAAUUCCCAAUUCCCAAUUUCGAAAUUCGCGGAGAGAAGGAGAGAGAGAGAGAUCGCGUCUCGCCGGGCUCCGUGGCUCGGCCGGUGUACGAUAUCCUAUGAAAUUUCUAUUCUUUUAAAAACCCCUUGGCAAUCGACUCGAGGUUGUCCUCUCUCUUUCUCUCGGCGAGGCCCCGAAGGCGCGAUCUUCCGCCGACGAUCGCGAGGCGCGAGGAGGAGGAAGAAAUUGCCCUCGACUUCUCGUAGCGAAGGCGCGUUCGCUCCUCGUGCUUCCCGGGCCUUUUCCAAGGGCAGUUUUUCUACAUCGACAUCGACUCUACUUAGCUAUUUUUAUAAGCAUCUAGGUGUAGACCCCCAAACGCGCGGCGAGCUCCCUUCGGGUUUCCGCCGUUCAUUUACAGUGUGUUUAGUUAUUAAUUCCUUUGUGAGGUCCUCGGACAUCGUUCGAAUGAAAUAUACCAUGAAAUGGG